Messenger RNA from Perognathus longimembris pacificus (Pacific pocket mouse), 3201 nucleotides. It is a transcript of the gene Plekha4, whose product is annotated as pleckstrin homology domain containing A4. NCBI's taxonomy places the organism in Eukaryota, Metazoa, Chordata, Mammalia, Rodentia, Heteromyidae. The record is from RefSeq and is a predicted model, not a curated record. The transcript is spliced from 20 exons. The coding region runs from base 477 to 2825 and encodes 782 amino acids.
AAGACAGGAAGGAAACAGCAGCCAUGGAGAGAAAGAGGAAGAGAUCUUGACAGCAGUAGAAAGUGCAAGACAGGGCAGAAAGUGCAAGAUUGGGGGGGGGCGGUGGAGAGAGAGAAGAGAAAGACUGAGAUUUAGGACGUGAUUCAAUUAGAGGAGAAGACUUGGAUAGAAGAAGGAUUGAGAGAGAGAGACAGGAAGAGCCAAGAGAUUGGAGGCAACGGAGAGAAGAAAACCAGAAGAGACAAGGAGAGGCAGAAACACAGAGAGAACAAGACAGGAGGCAGACAAAAUGAGUGUGGGAAUGAUCUAGUGAGAAGAUACAGGGAGAGAGAGGCAGCCACCUAAAGUGACAAAAGGACAGACAUCCGCCCCUCCUCAGUCCCUGGGACCCCAGGACUAGCCUCUGACCCUGUCCCUGACCCCAGCUGGGUUAACUGCCCAGACACAGCCCCUUUCUCUCCAUCUCCGCGCCAUUGAUGGAGGAGGGUCGACCUCGCAGCAGCCUCAGCCUGGCCAGCAGCGCCUCCACCAUCUCUUCGCUCAGCAGCCUGAGCACAAAGAAGCCUACCCGAGCAGUAAACAAAGUCCAUGCCUUUGGGAAGAGGAGCCAUGCCCUCCGAAGGGACCCCAACUUGCCUGUGCACAUUCGGGGCUGGCUUCAUAAGCAGGACAGCUCUGGACUCCGGCUCUGGAAACGCCGCUGGUUUGUUCUCUCUGGCCAUUGCCUCUUCUAUUACAAGGACAGUCGAGAGGAGAGUGUUCUGGGCAGUGUCCUGCUCCCCAGCUACAGUAUCAGGCCAGAUGGGCCGGGGGCCCCUCGAGGGCGACGCUUCACCUUUACGGCAGAACACCCUGGCAUGAGGACCUAUGUUCUAGCAGCUGAUACAUUAGAGGACCUGAGGGGCUGGCUUCGGGCACUGGGCCGGGCCUCAAGGGCAGAGGGAGAGGACUGUGGGCGAUCGAGGUCCCCAGCACGUCCCCAGCCUGGUGAGGGCCAGGGCGGCCCUGGGGGUCCUCCAGAAGUGAGCAGAGGAGAGGAGGGGCGCAUCUCAGAAUCACCAGAGGUGGCUCGGUUCUCCAAAGGUCGCGGCAGACCCAGGCUGCUCUCUCCCAGCCCUACAUUAGGCCUGCAGUCUAGCCCUGGAAUGAGGAGGACAAGAAGCCCAGACCUGUUCACACCGCUUUCUCGCCCUCCCUCCCCUCUGAGCCUUCCCCGUCCCCGGUCUGCUCCUGCCCGGCGACCCCCUCCCUCAUCAGGAGAUGCAACUCUCCCGGCCCGACCCCACACCCCUUUAAGUCGCAUUGAUGUCCGGCCUCCUCUGGAUUGGGGUCCCCAGCGACAGACCCUUUCCCGGCCCCCCACUCCUCGCCGAGGACCCUCCCCCGAAGCUGGCGGAGUUCGACCUUCCAAGAGCCCCCAGCACUGGAGUCAGGAGCCCGUGACACAGUAUUCCUCCCAGGCCUCCUCUGGUUCUUCCACUUAUCUCCAGCUACCCCCAAGACCUCCUGGGACACGGGCCUCCAUGGUCUUAUUGCCAGGUCCCCCACUGGACUCAACCUUCCAUCAAAGAUCGGAGACAGAUACUCUGUUGACUAAGUUGUGUGGGCAGGAUCGGCUCCUAAGAAGUCUUCAGGAGGACAUAGAUCAGCGGCAGGAGGAGAAGGAGCAGCUGGAGGCCGCCUUGGAGCUGACCAGGCAGCAGCUGGGGCAGGCAACCCGGGAGGCAGCGGCUCCUGGAAGGGCCUGGGGCCGCCAGCGCCUCCUGCAGGACAGGCUGGUCAGUGUGAGGGCUGCCCUCUGCCACCUGGCCCAGGAGCGAGAGCGGGUUUGGGACACUUACAGCGGCCUGGAACAGGAACUGGGCACCUUGAGAGAAACCCUGGAGUACCUGCUGCACCUUGGGUCCCCCCAGGAUAGAGCCUCUGCUCAGCAGCAGCUGUGGAUGGUGGAGGACACACUGGCUGGUCUGGGGGGCCCCCAGAAGCAGCCCCCACCCACUGAGCCUGAGCCCGCAUCCCCUGGGCUUCCAGGGGAAGAGUCCUCAGAGAGAGAGAGCUUGCCUGAGUCUGUGGAAGUGAGCUCGCCUCGGUCCCCGGAGGCCGACUGGGGGCACCCACCUGGAUGUGACAGUGCCCUCGCAAGUCUGCACACAACAGGUCGUGAGUCUCCAAGAUUCUCCCAGGCAUCCAGCCCCGAGUGUCGCCGCCCCAUGUCCCCACAGCCAGGAACCAAGGCCCCUGUGGCCCGGCCCCGCAUGAGUGCCAGGGAGCAACUAGAGCGCAUGCGCAGAAAUCAGGAGCAUGGCCGGCCUCUGCCACGCUCUGCCUCUCCCAGCCUCCUCACCCUGGGGAGGACCCUGUCCCCAGCGAGACACAAGCCUGACACGGAACAAAGGCCUAUCAUAGGAGCUGCAAAAUGGCUCAGAAGCUCAGGCUCCUGGAGUAGUCCCAGGAUCACCACUCCACACUUACCCACCUCCGAUGGCCACCGGGAGCGGGUCCUCAGCCUUUCCCAAGCCCUGGCCACGGAAGCAUCGCAGUGGCACAAAGUCAUGACAGCCACUCCAAGUGGAAAUGUGGAGGCCAGGGGAGAACCUCUCCCUCCAGCAUCUCCGCCCCCGACCGACACCACGCCCCGGGUGGCCUCGCCCAGACCGUCUCCUCCAGUGGCCAACUCAGAGUCCAAGGGAUUCUCACGCCCCGGCGGUGGGAGGGGCAGAGGCCCGGCCCCCUGGGAGCCCACGUGGGACCCUGGGAACGCCCCGCCCCUGACUGACGAGGGGGCGUGGCCUCUCAGAGUCACUCUGCUACAGUCCAGUUUUUGACUGGCCCAAACGCAGCAGCCAAUCCGGUUGUGGGGGCGUGGCCAUGGCGAUGCCACUCGGAACUGGAGGACCACUCUGCGCGCUACGGGGGCGUGGCGCGGCCCUCACCUGUGGUCUGGGAGGGCGGGGUAUCUAUGGUGAAAGACUAUUUUUUUCCCCCCAACGCUGUCUAAAUUUGGAUUAAAACUUUGAACUUUUACUCAGUAACUUCCUGUUUGUUUGGGGAUGCGUUAUUGGGUCCUGACGCUGGAGGCCCGGAUGUCAGUGUGCUGAAGGAUUUAAUGCACAGGUCUGAGGAGAGAGGGAGGAAGGGUCCUGAAAUGGGAUCUGAGAGAGGGGAUCUGUUGGAUAGCCUCAAUCCUUAUCUGAGGGAGGA